GAAAACAAACAGAUAAACAAACAACAAAAACCCAAAUCCGUUCAAUUCCACCCCAAAAUGUGGUGCCUGCAAUGCACCGCCGACCGGCGGAGGGGGCCGCUCCGGCAGCGACUGCUGCACGGUGUGGAUGGCGAAGUGCCGGGCAGCGACGUUGGAGUUCCCGUUCCCGACAGUCCCAGCCAUCCCCCCCCAUACCGUGGUUUACCUCAACCCACUCCCCAGAAUGCUGGGGGGGGUCCCGGUGGGGGUCCUGGUGGGGGUGGGGGGUCUCCGGCUGUGGCCUGGCCUCGGCUGCCCCCCCAACCUGCCAGCGUGGCGCUGCGCAAGCAGGAGGAGGAGGAGGAGAGCAAGAGGCCGAAGGCUCUGAGCGACAGCUAUGAGCUCUCCACCGAUCUACAGGAUAAGAAGGUGGAGAUGCUGGAGCGCAAAUAUGGCGGCUAUUUCCGCACGCGCCGCGCCGCCCGCACCAUCCAGGCCGCCUUCCGGCGUUACCGCAUGGCUCAGAAAUUCGAGCGGCUGCGCAGUGAGGGUGGCAGGGCCCGACGUUUGGCCCUGCCGGGUUUACGCCUCCAAUUCUCAUUCGAAGAAUACGACCGUGGCCCCCCAGCCCCUGGACCCCCCGGACCCCCUCCGCCGCCUCCCCCUUAUUUCCAAGGGAAACCCGCCUCGCUGGACGAGGGGGUUUUGGGGGGGCCGCGGAGGGCGCCUCGUUACGGGGGGUCUU
Lagopus leucura (white-tailed ptarmigan) is the source of this 724-nucleotide messenger RNA. Its product is annotated as IQ motif and SEC7 domain-containing protein 2-like. The annotation marks the transcript as partial. Gene Ontology annotation, molecular function: protein binding. Lineage: Eukaryota; Metazoa; Chordata; Aves; Galliformes; Phasianidae. The transcript is spliced from 3 exons. The record is from RefSeq and is a predicted model, not a curated record.